Fusarium venenatum is the source of this 735-nucleotide messenger RNA. RefSeq lists its product as uncharacterized. The record is from RefSeq and is a predicted model, not a curated record. Lineage: Eukaryota; Fungi; Ascomycota; Sordariomycetes; Hypocreales; Nectriaceae.
AUGCCUCUCCCCAAUGAACCUGUCAACAUUACUGGUGGCUGCUCUUGCGGCGCCAUCCGUUAUCGUAUCGCCGUUCCAUCCAUCGAGGAACGUCCCCUCAACCCAAUGAUGCCUCCAGCAGUCGGAAUCAAGCUUCCAUGGACCUUUACAUGUCACUGUAACGACUGCCGUAGGGCAGCUGGUGCAUUUCUUGCUACUGGCCUAGCCGACAUUCCAGCACCCAUGCUCACUGUAUCCGCCAUGGCACCCUCUUCAGAGACAGAGAUUGUAUCUGGUCGCAUUGUCGAUCCUAUGGCAGAGGACUAUGACGCAGAGAAGGCUGACGCCGAACGCCCUCCUUACGUCCCAGCCGUAGAUGUUCUCCGUGCAACAGGAGAGAACAAAACAUGGCUGCGUUUCUUCCACUCCGGUAACGCCAGCGCUGCUAUGUCGCGCAGCUUUUGUGGUCGUUGUGGAACGCCUUUGUGCUAUCACUUGAAGCUUGCACCUGGAUUCUGCUAUCAAGGGAAAAUGCCCGAGGGAUGGUGUGAUUCUUUCCAUCUGAGUCUUGGAUCUUUCGAUCGGGAGUUUCUAGAGAAGGAUUGGUUCAAUCCUGGUAGUGAGGGAAUGUUCAAAUAUGGUACACCUAUGAGCAGAUGUGUUUCUGCAAGUGCUAAGGGGUUGAAGGAGCUGCCCAAGAUGCAGGAGUUUAUGGAUGCAGUACCCGAGGACGAAUUGGAAGCUUUGAGAAAUUAA